GUGCCAGUGCCUGGCUGGGGGCCUUCCCUUAGCAGGAGCGCUCAGUGCUGCCAGAAGUGGCGCUCGUUCCCUGGCAUCAGUAUUGCACCUGCUGACCCAGGAGGGGGGGGGUCUGGAGGUGUUGGCCGUGGGGUGGCAUGUAAACCUGAGCUCUUGGCUACUCUGGGUCAUUACAAAUCUCAUGGCACUGUGAAUGUCACAGUGACCUGGCUAGAGUCCAGCUCAGGUUACCAGUCACCUGAGACGUGUUUUGCAUCAUCAGAACAAAGUGGGAUGUGGAACGAGAGUGCGUUGUUUGGGGAAGUGGUAUCAGACCAGCUACCCUGCUGAGUACAAUGCUAACUAGCCCGUCUGCUGUGCACCAGCUGCAUCCUGGGAGCAGGAGCCAGAAGGGACAGGAGGUAAUGCUGAAUGACUCAGAAAAGAAGCAAGACAGCACCAGAAGAAAAAAUAUUUAACUCUGUACAGUUGACAUUUACAGAUGCUAACUAAAAAUGAAUGAAAGCAGAAAAUCAGAUGAGAAAAAUAUUGACGAUAGAAAAGAUGAUAGAGAAGAAUUACUGGAAUUUUCGGAGAACUUUAACCAACUUGAAUUGUUGGAAACACACAGACAUCUAAUUCCUAUAGGAACUCAGAGUCUUUGGUCAGGAGAGUCUGGUGAGGAAGAUGAAGAGGAGGAAAAAAGUGAGGAGUGGUACCAAAUGCAAGAAAAAAAAAUGGAAAACAAUCCAGAAAAACUGCUGCUUUGGGCAGCUGAAAAAAAUCGGCUUAGCACAGUACAGAGGCUCCUUUCUCAAAAGCUAGCUCCCGUUAACGUCCAAGACGAAGAUCAGUACACUCCCCUCCAUCGAGCUGCCUACAGUGGACAUAUAGAUGUUGUGCGUGAAUUGAUUGCCCACGGUGCAGAUGUCCAUGCACUGACAGUGGAUGGCUGGACGCCUCUACAUAGUGCAUGUAAGUGGAACAAUACAACAGUGGCUUCGUUUUUACUUCAGCAUGGUGCAGAUAUCAACGCUCAAACAAAUGGAUUGCUGACACCAUUGCAUCUUGCUGCAGGAAACAGAGGGAGUAAAGAAACACUUGAACUUCUGCUGAUGAAUCGUUACGUGAAACCAAACCUAAAAAAUAACUUGGAUGAAACUGCAUUUGAUAUUGCUAGAAGAACUGACAUAUAUCACUACCUUUUUGAAAUUGUAGAAAAUUGCACAAAUUCUGUGCCAGAUUCUUAAAUUCUCAUUAUUUAAACUUCUGAAUGUGAAUUUCACUUACUUCCUCUUUGUGAGACGGCAUUCUUUAUACUUGCACCCAAAACAAGUGGUUUCUCCCCUCUUCUCAGAAAAGAGUUAAUGGGUGAUAUUGUAGAGGGAGAUCUCAUGAUUAAGAUUUCAUUAUUUUUUGCAAAAUAAAUGACCAUAUACUUACUCAGACUUUGACAUAUCACUUAUAUAGAAUGGGACUUGAGGUGUUCUGCAGGAUAGAGCUUUGGUAAAUUUAGUAAUUUGCAGUGGGUCUCCACUUUAUCAGUGCAAAUUAGCAAGGAUCUACUGUAAUUAAAGUCCAAAACACUAAUAUCAAGUCAAGGAGAAAGCUGGAACAUUAACUGUUAAGUAAGCUAGCAGGUUAUGCACAAAUUGGUAGUUACUGUUUGUUUUAAACUUUUGAGACGUGUUUUAACUUCUUUAAAAGUGCAUGAAAACGCUGACUGAAUGUAACUAACUUAUACAGGGGACACUCAAAAUAUAGUUUCCUCAUUUUAAAAUAAAAUACUUA
Messenger RNA from Trachemys scripta elegans, 1770 nucleotides. RefSeq names its product ankyrin repeat domain 49 (gene ANKRD49). The record is from RefSeq and is a predicted model, not a curated record. Bases 495 to 1229 code for a protein of 244 amino acids. NCBI's taxonomy places the organism in Eukaryota, Metazoa, Chordata, Testudines, Emydidae. Gene Ontology annotation, molecular function: protein binding. The transcript is spliced from 3 exons.